AUGGGAGCGCGGCAGAUGACGUCGACACGACCCCAAAAUGCAUAUCCAAGAGCCGCCUCCGUGCUCUCCUCCAGCAGCCCAACCUCCGAUCGUCUCCCUCUCCCUUUUCUGCCAGCUCAGGCGCGUCCGCUCGCCGGUUCUCGCCCGUGUCCAUCCUUCCCUCCAUCUGCACCUCUCACGCGCGCACACCCGCGAAGCUCACAACGCGCGGAGCGCCGGGGAACCGUUCCGCAUACACGGACGCUACGUUUUCUGCAUACAGGCCCGCAGGGUCCACAGAUAUGUUUCGACCUUGAUAACGCGCGAUGCAUGCUGACUUGGCAGCAAUUCACCUUACUCGUCCUCCGCGCCCCGCGUCCUCGUCUCACCUCGCCCACUCAAACGCGCAGUGCACGCGAUCGCAUGCCACGCAACAUCGAAGACGCACACGCCCUCCGCCCGGCCGGACUGCAGAUCACCAACGUGACGCAUCAUUCGCGCGCUCAACACACUAAAGAGACCGGAUGGGUGACGGCAGGUGAUGCAGAACGAUACUACGGCACGCCCAUACCUCUCCCCGCGGCGCGGCUGCCCCGUCCCACACCGCAAAGCCACCCACGCGAUCCGGACGCGAGCACGUCUCUCGACGUCCGCUCACUGUCGAGCACCGUCCAACGUUCCAGCCGCGGCACCAGCUCGUGGCACCCAGUCGAAGGGUCGAGCAUGCAGACUCCAGAAGACCGCGAGUCAGCACCCGCACCGGCGAUCUCCAGCAGCCACAGGGCGUACUUCACCACAGACAACCUACGUCCCUGCGCUCCACGUGUCCCCCGUCGUCCAGCUCCAACCCAAGCAAUUUCCACUCAGAAUGGGGUGUCCGCAUUUUCUUUGCGCCUUCCGCUCCCCUUUAAACUACCCGCUUCGUACAAGCCCGCAUAUGUCUAUCCGACGAAAGAAGCAGGCUGGUCGCGCCAGGCGCUGCAGCGCUCGUACGAACUUGUACCAGUCAUGGCAAACGAAACGUCGCAGAUCGACUUCAAUGCUGCAUAUGAUAUCCUCCCUGAACACCCCGGCUUCGGCUGCAGCGCACUUCCGUACGCUCAUGAAGUUGCAGUACCAGUCAUAUCGGCCGACACGUCGCAGUGGCGGCGUGCUGUGGACGACGCAUCUAGUCCUCCACCUCUUGGCCCGCACAUCCUACGAACCGAGACCGUCGCUGCACUGUAUGAAGCGCUCAACCGCUAUCACUUCAUUCGGGCAUAUUCCUUCUUUAUUAUGAGAGCGGUUGACUCCAAAGGUACUCAGGUUCGGGGUACGCUGGCCAGCGGCAAGACCACUCUGGCUGCACUGCUGUUCGGUCACAUUCGUGCUGAGGAGCCGAACACGGUCGUGUGCUGGAUUGGCUCGUGGCCGGAGUCUAUCCGCUACGAGUAUAACCGCUACCGAGGGUGGCUGCUGCAACGCAGGGGCUUCGUCGAAGAUGGUGUUGUGAUCAUUGGCGAAGUGCAGAACACGUACUGGUACUCCGGGUUCUGGAACUCGAUUCUGAAAGAAAUCGGGCCAAGCUCUUGGAUGCGCGUGAUCCUGUUUGCGAGUUAUGGUGACCCUCGAUAUCCGGACGCUCGGACGAACGUGCUCGCAUCCCCCCCGGUUCGAAGAGUCACUUUGCAGCGCGCGAAGGUCGCCUUCAGCCGGUGGGGGCUCUUCCUCACACCCGGGGAGUACGAGGAUUUUGCGAACACGCUCUGUGCACGUUCCCGCGUUGACGAGGAUUUCAUCAAAGCUGUGUUCGAUGUCACCGCCGGCCACGUCGGGGCUCUCGCCGAUAUGUUUACCACUGCCCGUGCUUCACGUCAGUCGUACCGCGAUCUCGGAUCCUCUGGACGACUCUUCACGACGUCUAUCGCUGGAGAAUUUCAGCGCACGAGAGCUUCUCGUCUCGCAGAAACAUCGCUCCAACAAGGUUGA
This is a messenger RNA of Sparassis crispa, 1947 nucleotides long. RefSeq lists its product as hypothetical. Bases 1 to 1947 code for a protein of 648 amino acids. The transcript has 8 exons. Lineage: Eukaryota; Fungi; Basidiomycota; Agaricomycetes; Polyporales; Sparassidaceae. The record is from RefSeq and is a predicted model, not a curated record.